CACAGAGAGAGAAAACCUGAAUCUGCAGCUGUAAGACAAAGAGGUAGUAAAAACAGCCUCUGUCUGAGGGUACAGACAGUUUCCACAGAGUGACCAUGGCUGAGUACAAGCUAGAGGUGACAACAGGUGACAUGCAAUAUGCAGGAACAUGGGACAACAUAUAUGUCACCUUAUUUGGAACUGAAGGGCAGAGUGAGAGAACUAAGUUGGACAACUUUGGCACUGACUUUUCAACUGGGACAACAGGCAUCUACAUCGUAAAAACCAGUUCAUCUCUGGGGAAACUUCUGCUGGUCAAGAUGGAGAAAGACCCUUUUUUGAUUCUCCUAGAAGAUGAGUGGUUCUUCUCCAAAGUAGUGGUGACGACUCCAGAAGGAGAAGCCAUUCUUUUCCCCUGUUACAGAUGGAUGUGCAAGGGAGAACUGGUGGAGCUGAGGGGAGGGAAAGCCAUGAAGGGUUAUGAGGAGGACCAUCCCCUGUUGAUUGACCACCGGAAAAAAGAGCUGAUACAUAAAAAGAGCUUGUACCAAUGGAAGAUUUUGGAUGAAAGACUACCCCACGUGAUCCAUUUUGAUGAUCCGUCUGAGCUCCCAGCAAAUGAAAUCGGCUACUCUAAAUCCAAAUCAACUGAACUAUAUAAUACGAAAUUAAUGAUUGGUCUUGAACUGAAGUUGAAGGGGAUGGUUGGAUCUACUGAAAAAUGGAAAAACUUUGAAGACAUGAAAAAAAUCCUCUGGCGCAAAAAGACGACAAUGUCAGAGUACGUUGCAGAGCACUGGAAGGAAGACGACUUUUAUGGAUCCCAGUUUCUGAACGGAGUCAACCCCAAUGUGAUCAAGCGCUGCUCAGAGCUUCCCCCAAACUUUCCAGUCACAGAGGAGAUGGUGAAGCCAUUCCUGGCAGAGGGAACCUCUCUGCAGAAGGAAAUGGAGAAAGGCAACAUAUUCCUCUGUGACCAGAAGAAGAUGGAUGGAAUACCCCCGAGAGCCAAGAAUGGUGAACCUCUGCAUGUGACACCUGGUCUCUGUUUGUUGUACUUAAACCAAGAAGACAAACUGAUGCCAAUAGCAAUACAGUUACAACAGCAACCCUCUGAGCAGAACCCCAUCUUUCUGCCCAGUGACCCAGAGACUGACUGGCUGCUGGCCAAGAUGUUCAUCAAAAAUGCAGAUGUGAUGGAUCAAGUAGCAGUCCAGCACCUCAUGAACACUCACUUUCUGGCAGAGGUCUUUACUGUUGCCACUCUCCGCAGUUUUUCUGUGAUUCAUCCCCUCUACAAGCUGCUGUUCCCACACUUCCGGUUCACUCUGUCCGCAGGCAUUUCAAGCCGCAAAACUGUUUUGUCACCAGAGGGGAUUUUAAAUAUUAGUUCACUUGACUAUGACGGACUGCAGGAGCUCAUGAGAAGGGCUCACUCUGAAACAACCUACAGCUCCCUCUGCCUGCCAGAGAACAUCACUGCACGAGGACUGGAGUCCAUACCCAACUUCUACUACAGAGAUGAUGGCCUGAAGCUGUGGAACAUCAUCAACAGCUUUGUGAAGGCAGUAGUGGAGUACUAUUAUCCCUCAGACAGUGAGGUGCUGAAAGACACUGAGCUGCAGGAAUGGAUCAGUGAGAUAUUCACACAUGGCUUCUUAGGAAACAAAGCUUCAGGGUUUCCAGCAGAGUGUCAGACUGUUGCGGAAGUGAUCAAGUUCAUCACCAUGGUGAUCUUCACAGUGACAGCUCAACAUGCUGCAGUAAACAAUGGGCAGUUUGACUACCACUCCUGGGUGCCCAAUGGCGUACUACUGCUGAGCAAACCUCCUCCAACCACUAAGGGGCAGUCAAGCAUGAAGACAAUUUUGGAGACCCUCCCAGAUGUUGGUGAUACAGUGAAAUCUGUAGCACUGGCUUGGGCCCUUACAAGGGCGUAUACUGAUGUGGUUACCUUGGGUUCAUACCCGGAGGAACGAUUCAAUGAGCCUGCCCCUAAGCAGAUGAUUGAGAAAUUUCAAGCAGAGUUGUCCCACCUCAGUGAAGCAAUUACAUCAAGAAACUCCCAGCUUGAAGUACCCUACACGUAUCUGAACCCUGCUCAGAUAGAGAACAGUAUAACUAUUUAA
Molecule: messenger RNA, 2108 nt
Organism: Epinephelus moara (kelp grouper)
Lineage: Eukaryota; Metazoa; Chordata; Actinopteri; Perciformes; Serranidae
Product: hydroperoxide isomerase ALOXE3-like
Exons: 15
Coding region: 96-2108 (670 amino acids)
Biological process (GO): linoleic acid metabolic process; lipid oxidation
Molecular function (GO): oxidoreductase activity, acting on single donors with incorporation of molecular oxygen, incorporation of two atoms of oxygen; iron ion binding; protein binding
Source: RefSeq, a predicted model, not a curated record